This is a messenger RNA of Myxozyma melibiosi, 3531 nucleotides long. RefSeq names its product adaptin N terminal region-domain-containing protein. The coding region runs from base 140 to 3115 and encodes 991 amino acids. NCBI's taxonomy places the organism in Eukaryota, Fungi, Ascomycota, Lipomycetes, Lipomycetales, Lipomycetaceae. Gene Ontology annotation, biological process: Golgi to vacuole transport; intracellular protein transport; protein targeting to vacuole. The record is from RefSeq and is a predicted model, not a curated record. Gene Ontology annotation, cellular component: membrane coat; endosome membrane; AP-3 adaptor complex. The transcript is spliced from 4 exons.
CUUCGUCUCAGGCGCGCGCUCGAGGACAUCUGUUGCAACCCAGGACGCUGUCUGCGAUAUCCAAUUGCAGGCUCUGGACACCACUUUUUGUCUUUUCUAUUUGUUAUUAUCAGCAUCCUAACUUCGCACGGUCGAGAAUAUGGCGACCCGUGUGCGGAAGACGCCAUUAUUCAAAAAGUCGCUGCAUGACCUGAUACGCGGCAUCCGGGGCUGCAAAGACCCCGAGUCGACCGACAAAUACAUCCGCGAUGCGAUCUCGGAGUGUCGGCAGGAGGUCAUGGCGCAGGACAUGGACGUAAAGUCGAUGGCCGUCCUCAAGCUGUCGUAUCUGCAGAUGCUCGGCUACGACAUGGCGUGGGCGAGCUUUAACGUGCUCGAGGUCAUGUCGUCGCCUAAGUUUUCGCAGAAACGGAUUGGUUAUUUGGCUGCUAUGCAGAGCUUUGGCGCUGAUACCGACGUCUUGAUGCUUACGACCAACAUGCUUAAGAAGGACCUUGCAUCUGCAAACCACCUCGACGUGGCAAUGGCAAUCAGCGGAAUCUCAAACAUAGUCUCCCCCGGCCUCGCGCGGGAUCUCGUCGACGACCUGAUGCGGAUGAUGAACCACUCCAAGCCAUACGUGCGCAAGAAAGCAGUCCUGGUGAUGUACAAGAUCUUUUUGCAAUUCCCCGAGGCCCUGCGCUCGUCGUUCCCGCGGCUGCGCGAGAAACUUGAGGAUCCAGAGAUCUCGGUCGUGUCGGCGACUGUGAAUGUCAUUUGCGAGCUCGCAAAGAAGCAUCCGAGGAAUUACCUGCCCCUCGCGCCGCAAUUGUUCCAGAUCUUGACUACUUCGUCGAAUAAUUGGAUGCUGAUCAAGAUUAUCAAGCUGUUUGCAUCGCUGGCGCCGAUCGAACCACGACUCAAGGCGAAACUCAUCCCCCCAAUCACAAACAUAAUCCAGACCACGACGGCAAUGUCGCUUCUGUACGAAUGCAUCAGCUGCAUCGUCGCCGGCGGCAUGCUAGGCAAGGACGACGAGCAGCUGGCGUCGAUGUGCGUGAGCAAGCUGCGCGUGUUUUUCGAGGAAACGGAUCAGAACCUCAAGUUUGUCGGUCUGCUGGCGUACAACAAGAUUGUGCUGAUCCACCCGCUGCUCGUGGCGCAGAACGCGGACGUCAUCAUGGACUGCAUGGACGACCCCGACCUGUCGAUCCGCGAGCGCGCCGUCGAGCUCGUGGUCUACCUCGUCAACCAGGACACGCUGUUCGAGGUCGUCAAGCGGCUGAUGCUACAGCUCAUUCCACAGUCGCGCGAGCAUGUCCUGCCGGAGCCGUACCGGGUUGAGGUCGUGCGGCGGAUCCUCGACAUGUGCUCAAACAACACGUAUGCGAACGUGACCAACUUUGAGUGGUACAUCGCCGUGCUGGUCGAUCUCGUCAAGAUCACGGAGGGGAUCAAGGAUAUCGGCACCGAGAUCGGACUCGAGCUGCAGAACGUGGCCGUGCGCGUGCGCUCGGUGCGCGACUACGCGGUGUCGGCGGCAGCAAAGAUGCUCUCGGAGCGAGAUGUCAUGAUGCAGAGCCCGGGCGUGCUCAAGUACGCGGCCUGGGUUGUGGGCGAGUACGCAGCCUAUCUCGAGGACCCGUCGUCGGUGAUCGAGGUCCUGACUGCGCUCGAGCCGCAGGUGCUGCCGAACGACAUCGAGGCCGUCUAUAUCCAGGCGAUCCCCAAGAUCUACGCCGUCUAUGCGGGCGACAACCGAGUACCCUGGGUGAACAGUCGCACGAAGCACGUGCUCGAGCUGACGGAGCGGAUCGUUGCGUUUCUGGAGCGGUACUCGACGUCGAUGGACAUCGAGGUGCAGGAGCGGUCUGUUGAGUUUCUGGAGCUGUUUAGGCUGGUUGUGCUAGCGAUCAACGAGCGCGGCGACGACGAGUCGGAUCUGUCGCCGCCGCUGCUGGUGUCGCGCGCGAUUCCGGGGAUGUUUAGCGAGUGGGAGCUCAACCCUGUGUCUGCGAAGGCGCAGCGGCGGAUUCCGAUCCCGGAAGGGCUUGAUCUGGACGAGCAGUUUAACGAUCCGGUGUAUUACUCCGAGUCGGAGGAUGAAGAGGAAGUGCUGAUUCGGCAGCAGAUGCUGCGGCAGCAGGAGAUGAUGGCGGCGAAGAACAUGAACUCUGGGCAGCCAAAGAGCUCGAGCGGCUCGAAGAAGUCAAAGAAGGGACGCAAGGGCGAGACGCUGUCUGAUCCGCCGACGGAGUCAGAGGACGAGGAAGAGAUGAAGAAGAGGAGAGAAGAGCGACGACGACGACAGGCCGAGGAUCCGUACUACAUUCUUGAGUCGGAGAAGGUUGUGUCAAAGUCGCGGCGGAAGAGCAAGAGCAAGCGGACUGCGUCGUCAUCGAGCUCGUCGUCGUCGUCAUCGUCGUCGUCGGAUGACGAAGGCGGCGUGGCACCGAUGAGGAACGAGAAGCUAGAUAUCGACUCGAUUCCGAUCAUGAAGCUUGAGAUUGCGAGCAUUGCAGUACCUCCCGACUCGAAGAAGAAGAAGGGCAAGAAGAGUCGAGCACAGCCUGCGCGGGUGGAGAUUGCGCGGGAGGAAACGUUUGGAGAUGCGCCGGACGAGGACGAGGAUACGAGUAAUGCGGCUUCCGAGCGGCGCGCGCUGCGUACUGGUGGGGGCAAGGCUAUUUUGCGGGUGAAUGCAAAGGGAUUGGAGGAGCUUGAUUUGGAAGAACCGGAAGAUGACGAGGCGGGUAGGUUAGAGGUUGAGCGGUUUAAGGCCGAGAUCCAGCAGGCGAGGCAGAAGGCUGCGGAUGCGGCGGCUGCGGAGCUGCAGGUUGAGGCUACGCAUCUUGUGGUUAAGAAGAAGAAGAAGGCGAAGGUUGUGAAGAAGGUUAAGAAGUCUUCGAAGAAGGAGAAGAAGGAGAAGGGGGAGAAGGGGGAGAAGAAGGAGAAGGAGGAGAAUGAGGAGAAGGAGGAGGCAGAGAAAGCAGAGGAAGCAGAGGAAGCAGCUGCAGUAGAAGAGAAAGAGCAGGAAGCGGAAGCUAAGCCUGCUGAGGAAGCUACUGCCGCAGAAGGUGAAGCAGAAAGUAAAGAGGAGGAGAAAGAGGCAGAAGGCACUGCUGCAGAAGCGUGAUGUUAUAUAGAAUCAUGAUGAUGUUAUAUAUGUUUUUUGUUAUAGCCGGUUGCUGAUCUGGUAACGGAUUCAGAUCUGAAUUUUGUUGCAUAAAUUGAUUUGUAUGUGUAGGUAUCGCCCAUGAUGUUGCCAUAAGAGAAGUAUUGCAGAUCUACGUUUAACGCUCGCUGGUGGGCUUGUAUAUAAAACUGCAAUAUAAGUCAUUGUGGUUGAUUCCGCGCCGAUACCGGCCCGGUCAUAUAAGAUGAAGAGAGAGUAUAGUGGCUUUGAGUAAACUCUCGCGGAAGUCCUCCGGGAGACGUAUUUCUUCGUCUCGAGAGUUUCAGCGGAGUUACGGAUGACGACAAUGACAGCUGAGGAGGUGUUUUAUGUAUUAAGCUCUGAGAGGGAGGGAGGAGGAGGAGGAGGAGGAGGAG